Molecule: messenger RNA, 1848 nt
Organism: Rotaria sp. Silwood1
Lineage: Eukaryota; Metazoa; Rotifera; Eurotatoria; Philodinida; Philodinidae
Source: the annotation of a GenBank genome assembly
AUGGCAUUAUAUUAUGACGAAAUUCUUGCUGGAAAUUGUUUUGGUCAAAUAAAUGUCGCACCACCUCCUCCGAAAUUCAAUCGUACUAAUGAAAUAGAUAAAAAACAAUUAUUAAGUCUUUCAAAUCAAUUUGAAUCUACUAUUGAAGAAUUAUUUUAUCUAGCUCGAAAAUUUCUAAAAGAAAAUAAAGAGAUUCAAUUAAAAUAUAAUGAUAAUAUUCGUUUAAUUACUUUGUCAAAACAAGCAAAAUUUGGUAAAUGGAAUGCAUCAUAUACACAAGAUGUUGGAUUUCUUGAUGUUGUUGGUAAUGAUCGAAAACAAGCAUGGAUUGCAUUAGGAGAUAUGUCCAAAGAACACGCUAUGGAAGAAUAUGUUAAAUUAUUAUUAGAUCGUUGUUCUAUAUUUCGAACUUAUUUAGAAACACAACAUGUGCACAAUGAAGACAAAGAUCAGUUAAGAAAUGACUAUGAAACUUAUCGUAGAUUAGAACAAGAAGCUGAACGAGCAAGAAAAUACGAACUAGAACAAGUAUUACGUUUAGAAAAACAGAAGAAAAAACGAGAAGUUCUUCAAAGAAAACAAAUUCAAGAAGCACUUAAUCAACAAACAUAUUCACAAUUUAAAGCUUACGCUGAACAGCAAUAUCGAGAUAACCGAUCAGCACAAGAAGAAUUAAUUCGUCAAUUACAAGAACAACAUUUUCAAAAGUAUAUGCAACAAGUUUAUCAACAACAACUACUUGAUCAACAACUUCGAACAAAAGCCAAUAUGGAACAACAAUCAGAGAAUGUUAUAACAUCGUCAGUACCAACAGACAUAUUACUAUCACCUUCAAUACCAGCAAAUCCUGUAGUCUCACCUAACAAUAUAGUAACAACAUUGUCGCCUACGACUGAAAUUCCACCAUCAGUACCAACAAAUGUAGAUCAUUCACCGAUAACAUUUAAUCCCAACAUGAAUUUACAAUCUAUUUCUCAAAUACCACCUCUUGGUCCUGCACCAACUCAACUUCCACCAUUGGUUCAUCCUCCACCUCAACCGGUAAUAAAUACUAAUAUAACAGCACAAGAUAUAAAAUCAGAAUCAGUCAUUCCUAUUCAAACACAAUUUGAAACACUUAAUCUUGAUAUACCAUUGGAAUCAAUUCCUUCUGUUAUUCCACAACCAUCUUUUAACAGUGAUUUAGCACAACAAUCAUUAUCAUCAGUAGAAAUUAGUAAUGAAUUAAAUAAUUCACAAGAAUUAAUGAAUGAACAUGUGAUUACAUCAUCAUCAAUUGAUUCUAAUGCGACAGUAAAUUCAAAUAAUGAAUCAUCACUUGUUUCUGAACAAGAUAAACCAGAACUACCAAAUAUAGCACCAGCGAAUAUGUGGACACGUAAAGAUAUUAAAGAAUUUAAAGAUCAAAUACGUAAAGAAAAAGAUGCUGUUAUUAAAAUUGGUAGUGGUGAAACAGUUACGGUCCGAGUUCCAACACACGAAGAUGGUCAGUGUAUAUUUUGGGAAUUCGCUACUGAUUAUUAUGAUCUUGGUUUUGGUGUUUAUUUUGAAUGGACUAAAGCAGAAUCAAAUACUGUUACAGUUCAUGUAAGUGAUUCAAGUGAUGAAGAAGAAGAAAACGAAGAUGCCGAAAAGAAAGAUAUUGAAAAAGGUAGUGGUAGUACCAAUAAACCACCCAAACCACGACAAAAUGAAAUCGUUCCAAUCUAUCGACGUGAUUGUCAUGAAGAAGUCUAUGCUGGUAGUCAUCCGUAUCCUGGACAUGGUGUUUAUUUACUUAAAUUUGACAAUAGUUAUUCAUUAUGGCGUUCAAAAACACUUUAUUAUCGUGUGUACUAUUCAAAAUAA